AUGCGGUCCCCGCCCCGUCGACCAGACAUUGUGCCUCGAGACCGUGUGCCGGUCUUGAUUGGCACUGAAGAUCCAACCCUUGUGAAAAGGGUGCCUUCGACAUCUACGACGACUACAAGCACCCGUUGUCCUGAGGGUGACACCUCCAGUGCGUGCGAGAAAUAUACAAGUUCGUCUAGUACGACGACCUUGCCGAUUGUACUAGGCGCAGUAAUCCCAAUUGUAUGCGCCAUUAUCGUCCUAUUUUAUCUCCAUCGGCGGAAUGUGAAGAAGCUCCGACAGGAAGAUGCCAAUGACAAGCAUAAAUCUCUCGAUUUUGGCUUAGAUCUGGAACCCAGAGCGGGGCCUAAACCAAUGACACAAGCAGAGAAAGGCAGCAACCUUCAUACCAAAGGAAUGUCCCUCGACAUAGGCCCAAGUCCCUACCUCCUUCCUCCUGGUCUACAUGGUUCCCGGGAGUCAUUACACUCUCUUUCAAGAUCUAUGAUUGGUGAUGACGAUAAAUACCGCCAUGCGACUUCAUUCCUCGGUGAUAAUGCGUCUGUCAGAUCGCAGCCGAGGGGAUUUCACGAUGACACGUCGGGAUUCUCCAGAUCGCAGAGUAAAGCCAGCCUUCGAGGAGAUGACAUGAACCAAGGUUUACUGCAGAACGCCCAGAGAAUUUCACGUUCGUCACCGCCACUGUACAAUGCUCCUUCGGACAGUGGUAGCUUGCACAGUCCGCUGGGCCAAGGAAAUGGACAGGAUGUGGGAUUGCAGUUGAAUCUGCCACGGAGUUUGAGUCCUGUUCACAUACCGGGAGUCAGCGGUAGUCGUGGACCAAGUCCAGCGCCAGGUGGCCAGGACGAUGGCGACGAGGACAUAUCAUCCUCGACGGCCCGCCACGACAAUUUGCCUCGACAACCUCCCAAGAACGCUGUGGACCCUUCAUUGGAGCUGCAUCUCGACAUUCAUGAACAACAGAAUCGUCCCAUUCAUGAAGCUCUGCCGACCAAUCUUGAAUCAACCGCGCCUUCAAAGCAGACACCGUUCACGCCAACACCUCGGAUUUCACUUCCCGUGAGCGAUGCAGCGAGCGACUACGGUGAUAAUAGAAAGUCUUAUCCCGAGAUCCCGGCAGUGAACGUCUACGGGACCGAAGAUGCCCAGAAGCGUGACGCGGCCCCAAAUCAUGCAGCAGCUCCUCCUAUCCCCCAGGAGCCGCCGCAGUCUCAGAAUCAAACCCUUGAUGUCCGUCGUGAUACUCGUCGGUUCACUCUGGGACUUCGCCCUCUGCCCCCAGAGGAUCCAUCAGACAAUCCCGAGCAGCGUGCCAACCGUAUUCGGUCGUUUUACAAGGAGUACUUCGACGAGUCUAAGACGGGCAGGGAAACCAUCUAUGAGGACUACGGUCCAGAAUCCUUCCAGGAUGGUGGCUACGUCUACGAUCCUACUACUGGUGAUUACUAUGAUCCGGUUCCAGCACCAUUCGCUGAGCCCGUCCAUCGUCGUGCCAUGACGCCGCCCCCACGCGCACCACCCCGCUUCCAAGGAGCUGCCAGGCAUAUGGCUAGCGGCUCUGUGGGUGGUGCCGGCGAUCGGUUCAACUAUCCGGGGCCUCGUGCUUUCUCUUCGGCUUCUCAUCGGUUGCCCGGGCCUCGAGCACCUCGCAAGCCAAUGCCGCCGCCGUCACCACUUCAAGUUCUACCUUCCCCUCACUUGCUGAAAGACGAUUCCCUUAUGAUUGCUGCCGAGUACGCCCCAGGCAGAAACUUCAAAGACCAAAAAGAAGGACGAGCAGAGACCCCUCUUGGUGGACUGCGGCCUUACACUCCGCUAGCACCUGCUCGUACACCUCUUGCCUCCGCUUUCGAUGAGCUCGCAGCGAUACCAAGCCCGCAUGCAUUGCGUAAAUCAGGAACCUUCGAUAACCUUGAUUUCGCGCCUCCGCCUCGAUUCAAGAAUGCAGAGACUGCAAGCGAUGCUGGCAGCAUUCAUAGUAACCGCACAGGAAUCUCCGCCGCUCAUUUGCAUAACAUUCGUACGGGUGCGUAUCGUGUCAGUCGGCUUCCCCCAGAGACUGUAGUACAGGCGGCUCCGACGAGUGCCAACGCCAAUGGCGGUACGCCCGCCCAAACAACCGCAGAGCAGACGCCGACUGCACCCACCACCACUUCCGAGCCAACUUCAACGUCCUCGACCACCUCAUCAACGACUUCCACGACGUCCGCCCCGACAGAACCAUCAACGACUAGCACUACGAGUAGCACAAGCACUUCAACCACUUCAAGCACUUCAUCCGCCACGACUGCGCAGACCACACAAUCCACCAGUUCCGAAACCUCUCGAACCCCCGACAGCGUCAUCACAUCUAUCUCUACUGCCACACCUGCCAAUACAGAUACUGGGGCGAAGACCGUUUACGUUACUUCGACAGAAUCUACGUCUCAGACUCUCCCGACCGGAAACUCAGCCAACGGAGUGACAGCUACAUCGUCUGGAUCGUCCGCGACUGCAUCGUCCACAGGAGGAAGCUCGGGUAGUUCUGGACUCUCUGCUGGUGGCACAAUUGCGGUAGCGGUAGUCGUACCGGUCGUCUCUGUGGCUUUGAUCAUCCUGGCUGCCUUGUACUUCUGGCGCAAAUGGAAGGCAAAGAAAGCGGCGGAGGAAGAACGUAGAAAAGAGGUGGAGGAGUACGGAUUCAACCCAAACAACGACCCGACACUACCGCCCAUCAUGGGCGGCGGCGCUGCAUUCGAACCCAAGGAUGACACAACCGGAUAUCGGGGAUGGGGAACGACCUCCGCUGGCCGCAAAGCAUCGACGAAUUUGUCGAGUGGCGCUGGGGCGGGUUUAGCUAUGUCGGAAGCUGGAAGCGCACCUGGCUAUCAUCACGCUGCAACUCCAAGUGAUGGUACCAUCCAAUUUUCCGAGGGACAGAUGCCAGAGACUGAACCAAUCGGGGUUUUGGGAGCUGCGCCUGCAGCUUCUAAUAACCGCACCACCGACAUUCACCGUGGUCCGUCCAAUGCCUCGUCUGCUUACUCCGCAGGCAACAGAUCCGAGGCCUCGGACGAAAGCCAUAUGUCUGCCACCCAUCCGACCGGUGCCUUCUACGAGGAUAACCCAUAUUAUAGUGAUAUGCAAGGGCAGUACGGGGCUUAUGGAGACGGUCCAUAUGUCCCAAAUCAGCCUGUGAUUCGAGAUGUCCAGGCUCGGCGCAAUACGCGAAUCGAGAACCCGGCAGUCUUCCCGCGACAAGGAAACGCCGGCAUCGCCCAAAACUUCUGA
This is a messenger RNA of Aspergillus thermomutatus, 3270 nucleotides long. RefSeq lists its product as uncharacterized. Lineage: Eukaryota; Fungi; Ascomycota; Eurotiomycetes; Eurotiales; Aspergillaceae. The transcript has 4 exons. The coding region runs from base 1 to 3270 and encodes 1089 amino acids. The record is from RefSeq and is a predicted model, not a curated record.